Ornithodoros turicata is the source of this 1814-nucleotide messenger RNA. RefSeq lists its product as uncharacterized. The transcript has 6 exons. Bases 264 to 1742 code for a protein of 492 amino acids. The record is from RefSeq and is a predicted model, not a curated record. Gene Ontology annotation, molecular function: sequence-specific DNA binding. NCBI's taxonomy places the organism in Eukaryota, Metazoa, Arthropoda, Arachnida, Ixodida, Argasidae.
GCUGGACGCCGGGGAAGCGCUCCGACUCCGUGAACCUGGACCAGGUUUCAUUAUUGUCAAAUGCCGACACUCUUAACGUGUAUUCACGCGUUUUCACUCGCGUGUGCUGGCAAUCACGUGGUUGAAGCCUUCCGUAUGAAGAAGACAAGGAUCACGCGGUAGCAGACGAUGCCGUUUCCACGAUUUAGGAAUCAUCCGAUCAUCAUUAGUAGAGUAGUAGGGCACAAAACCGACAAAACUACCGUUGCUACCGUGAACACGAUAUGGCUGAUCCAGCUGAUCACGACAGUGGAAAGAAGGACAGUAGAGCACAAGUACCUCGUCGUUGCACGGCCAUAGGAUGUAGAAAUAUCUCACGUGGAAGUAGGCAUUCCUUCUUCCGAUUUCCCGUCGAUGAACGAAAAUCAGCAUGGAUUGAGUAUGCGCAACGCCCUGAGCUGAAUGACUUGACAGACACUGCACUCACUAGUAGGCUGUUGUGCGGCGAGCACUUCGCGCAGGACUGCUUCGUCUCUCGUGCCAGAGUUCGGCUGAAGAGAAACGCUUGCCCGACAGUUCCACUACCAGAACAAGCCAGCGCUCCACCGCAAGCUCGACUGCCUGGACUACUCGCGCUUGAUUAUGAUAAGUCCCAUCAGUCACAAAAACAAGUACAGGGAUCUCCUGGCAUAUCAGAGGUACCUGUGGUACAUGGGGAACCUGUUCUGGGAUCAUCUGAUGUCGCUGACACACAGUCCAAGGCACCCGUGCUGGAUCCCGACUCAGUGGGUUCGUCUGUGAACAAGAGCCACGUCAUCAUGGACAGAGCGUCGGAGAAUUCCUCGCCGGGUGAACAGAAAGACUCCAGGAACCCGCCAUCCUCGAGGGCAGCAAGUACCGUGCCUCGGAUCGACCUCACACAGCUCGAAGAUGUUUCGAAGGACGUCGUAAUCCCCAACAUCUUGGCAUCUCUUCCGCCCGCCCUGGCGUCCAUGGUCGCAAAUUCGGCCUGCAAGAUCCAAGCCUUCAGAGCGCCGCAGUCAACUGUUCAGCUCGUCAUCCCCAAAUCAUCCUCGGUGUUCACGACGGCAGCCACAACGUCACACCCUCAGGACUCUACUCUACUGCCGGGCUGCAAAGGAACCCACCUGUUCCGACUGAUUUGUUCCAACCCCACCGUACCCCCAGUCGACAAAGUAUCGCAGCAGACGUUGUUCCAGCUGCCGGUCGAAGCAGCGCAGGAGCACAAGAGUCCCCUUCCUAGAACCGAGCACGCCUACGUGACCAAGGUGGACGUGAAAACCGUGCUGGAAAAGAUAGAUAAAGCGGUGGAGAGCGUCAACAAGAAAAAUCGGAAGGUCCAGGCAUCGAGGCAUUGUGUCAGAAAAGAGUACCUGAAAAUGAAGAACUACUUGAAACACUUGAACGAACUGCGUAAGGCAAAAGGGAUGCCGAUCAUUAUGCUCCAGGAGGAUUUGAAAGACGCCAAAAUAGUGAGGGCCGACGACGCCAUUGGAGAUAACGGGAGAGAAGUGGCGGAUAACGACGUCGGUGCGAGCUUGGACGUGACAGAAAGUGCUGGCGUUGCUAAAACUGCCGGGAUUACCGAAGGCGUUAAAGAUAACGGGAGGGAAGUGACUGAUAAUGACGUUAAUGCGAGCUUGGACGUGACAGAAAGUGUUGACGUGAACGAAAGUGUAAUUGAAGACUUUGCAGUUUAUGACGACAGUGUCAUGGAAAUGGACUACCAGGUGGUUCUGUAGCCUUUAAAAAACACUAUUUUGUGACACGAACGCUCUAUCUAUUUUUUGGCUGCAAUACAUACUUUGCACAUU